Molecule: messenger RNA, 1816 nt
Organism: Vicugna pacos (alpaca)
Lineage: Eukaryota; Metazoa; Chordata; Mammalia; Artiodactyla; Camelidae
Gene: PRSS27
Product: serine protease 27
Biological process (GO): proteolysis
Molecular function (GO): serine-type endopeptidase activity
Source: RefSeq, a predicted model, not a curated record
CACAAGCACCUAAAUGGGACGGAUGCACCCUAGCCCCCAAACCCUAAUGUGUUUUAGGGUGAGGGGUCUGGCCCUUGGGGUUCAGGGCAGGUCAUGGAGGAAUUGGGGUUCUGGGCUGUCUCCUUCCUGCUGAGAGGAACUGGGCAGGCCAGGCUGACAGGUCCGGCAGCAUAGCUGAGCUGACACUCAUCUCCAGCAUAAAACCCCACUUCAUGGAGCCCCGAACAUCCUAGCGCUCACGGAGCUCCAGCCACCACUGUCCCCUGCCCGGUGGGCAAUCCAGCCAGGCUGAGACCAUGAGGCGGGUGCCAGCUUUGGCCCUGCUCCUGCUGCUGCUGCGGUUUGGAACUCAGGGGACUGAGGCAUUAAGUGCCUGUGGGCGUCCUCGGAUGCUGAACCGGAUGGUGGGCGGGCAGGAUGCCUUGGAGGGCGAGUGGCCAUGGCAGGUCAGCAUUCAGCGAAAUGGAAGCCACUUCUGUGGGGGCAGCCUCAUCACAGAGCGGUGGGUCCUCACCGCAGCACACUGCUUCUCCAACACCUCUGAAACAUUGCUGUACCAGGUCCUGCUGGGGGCGCGGCAACUGGUGAAGCCGGGGCCACAUGCCAUGUACGCUGGGGUGAAGCGAGUGGAGAGCAACCCCCUGUACCAGGGCAUGGCCUCUAGUGCCGAUGUGGCCCUGGUGGAGCUGGAGGCGCCCGUGACCUUCACCGAUUAUAUCCUCCCUGUGUGUGUUCCUGACCCAUCGGUCAUCUUUGAGACAGGCAUGAACUGCUGGGUCACCGGCUGGGGCAGCCCCAGUGAACAAGAGCGCCUACCCAACCCACGGAUCCUGCAGAAACUUGCAGUGCCCAUCAUUGACACGCCCAAGUGCAACCUGCUCUACAGCAAAGACGCCGAGUCCGGCUUCCAGCCAAAAACCAUCAAGGAGGACAUGCUGUGUGCAGGCUUCGCCGAGGGCAAGAAGGACGCCUGCAAGGGAGACUCAGGGGGCCCCCUGGUGUGCCUUGUGGGCCAGUCGUGGAUGCAGGCUGGGGUGAUCAGCUGGGGCGAGGGCUGCGCCCGCCGGAACCGCCCAGGCGUCUACAUCCGGGUCACCUCUCACCAUAAUUGGAUCCAUCGCAUCAUUCCCAAACUGCAGUUCCAGCGGGCUAGGUCAGGUGGCCAGAAGCGGGGCUUCCGGGGCCAUCAGCUCCCCAGUAGGAACUUAGCGCCCUGCCUGGCAGCCCAUGCCAUCCUCCUGGUCCUCAUUGCCCCGCUCACCUUCCUCUGAACCUCACUGAGGCCGGUGGCGCAGUGGAGCCCCGGGGCCCAGGGUGUACAUUUGUAAAUAGCUCCCCAAUUCUCCCUUCUCUCAAGUGCUCACUUUUUAAAUUUAUGUUCAUGAGCCAAUAAAAACCCAACCUCAGUGCUGGCUCCCUGAGCAUGGACUCUCAGGUGAAGGAGUCGGGGUGGAGAGGUGCUGGAUGUGAUGGUGCCGGAGGGGAUGGCGCUGAGGAGCUGUGAGUUGGGGGGUCAAUGUUGGGUGGGAAAUUAGAGGGCAAGGCUCCCCAGUGGAAGGGAACUACAGCAGGCACGCUGGAGGCUGGACAUCACUGAGUCUAGGGCCUCCUUGUCUCCUGUGACAUCUGUCACCAGACCCCCUCACAGGUGGCUUCCCUGCUCCCACCCCUGCCUCAGUGUCCUUGCCAACGUGGUCCUCACCACAAGUGUUGCCAAGGGGUGCCCUGUGUUGGGCACUGGGGGCAGUGACAGACACUAGUAGGGGCCCUGGGGGAGGGUCCAGGAGGGCCCUGCGGAGUGUUGGGGAUCACAGCC